GUGUAUGGAAACUACGAUAUCGAUGGUCUGGACAGUUACCCAAACUUUGAUCUGUAUAUAGCCAUAACUUGGUCGGCAACAAUAUCUAAUGCUCUGGAAGACCCUGAUAACAUGUGGGCAUCACUGCAGUCACAGGACAUGGAAUAUGUUACGUCUGAAGAAAUCAUUCACAUCGCAUGGUCAAACACUGUGUAGGUUUGUCUUCUUAAGACAGACGAAACAGUGCCAUUCGUUUCAUCCUUAGAACUACGGCCAUUGAAUAAUAAUGUUUAUCCUUAGAACUACGGCCAUUCAAACACUGAAUAAUUUGUUUCAUAAAUAUUAUUAUCCACAAAUAUUUAAAAAAAAUUGUUAUCACGAACUACAUAAUGUAAGUGAAUUUUAUAAAGCUACUGAAAUUAUAUAGAAAAUAAAUUUUUUUACACAAAUAUUUUUAAAAAUUGUUUUCAUGAAUUAUAUAUAAUGUAAGUGAAUUUCAUAAAGUUACUGAAAUUAUAUAGAAAUAGUUUUUUUUGUCUGCUAUAGAAAUAGGUUUUAAGCAUGUAAUAUAGAUUCAUAAUUGUUUUUUGUUAAAAUUAAUAAAAACCACCAAUAACAAAUAUUACAGGAUAAUUAUGUUUGAGCCAUAAUAUAAUACUAGAUUUUGACCCGCGCUUUCAAAGGCGGGUUUUUUUUUUUUCAAUUGACAAAUAUUUAGUAAAUGUCAUAUUUUCAUAUAUUUGUGUUUUAUUUUAUAAAGACUUAAACUUUUUAUCUUUAUUUAUCGUAUUUCAUUUUAAAUGACUAUUUAUGUUUAAAAAUUAAACUUUAUUUCGUUAAUGAAUUAAGUUGGUAUAACUCUGAUAAAUUAAUUUUAUUAUGAGGUUAAUAUUUUAAUAAAAAAUUAUAUACUUUUAAUAAAGAUUUAUACUUUUCAAUGAAAAAAUUCAAUUUUUUAUUGAAUGCUUAAAUUAUCAUAACAAUGCAAAAAUAACAAUGCAAAAAUUCAAACAAAAAAACUAACUUUGUUUUAUUUUCAUAAUAAUGCAAAAAUUCAAACCUUAUCUCAAAAUAUCUCUGAGUCGUCAAACAUAUCUACCUAUAUUGCAUGCUAAUCCCUUAUAUUAUUAUUCCUAUUUUAUAGUUAGAUGUUGCUUGAUAUGGUUGAUAUAAUUUAGAAUAUUCUUUUUUAUUACAUUAAUAUAUAGCAAUAAUCAAAAAUGUAAUCUAAUUUGGAAGGUAGAUUUCAACAGAUACGUGACAUGCGUAUUUAAGAUUUUGUUACACUAAGCAAUCUGGUUAAAGUCAAUGGUUUAUUUAAAGUGUGGUAUAGAUGGAAUGUUUGGUUAAUUGUUUAAAUUAAAUUUAGUUGGUUUGAUUUAAGUGUUAAACACGGUUUAGCCAGUGGUAAUCCUUUGUAAAUAUUUAGAAAAGUCAGGGGUAGUUUUCAUUUGUAUUAUUAUAAUUCCUAUUUUAUAGUUAGAUGUUGCUUGAUAAGGUUGAUACAAUUAAGAAUAUUCCUUUUAUUACAAUAAUAGAUAGCAAUAUUCAAAAAUCAACAUAUACGUGACAUACAUAUUUAAGAUUUUGUUACAUUGAGCAAUCCGGUUGAACCCGAUGGUUUAUUUGAAGUGUGGUAUAGAUGAAAUGUUUGGUUAAUUGUUUAAAUUAAAUUUAGCUGGUUUGAUUUUAAGUGUUAAACACGAUUUAAGUCAGUGGCAAUCUCUUAUAAAUAUUUAAAUAAAUAGUCAAGGGUAUUUCUUAUUUGUACUCUAGUUUUAAUAGUUUAGAUAUAUUUGGUUGUCUCAAAAAAGAAACAAAUAUAUCCAUUGCAAAUAUGCUUGGACAAAAAAACUGACCAUCUGUUACAUGUAAUUCGUGUCACUUUCGUAUUCAUUUUCAAGAGUUCUUAGAGCAUCAGUAGUGGUGUACUCAUGGUUCAGUCUCUCAACAAAAAUAAAAUAUUAUUACAAUAUAUCUUUUAAUGUUUUGAAUAAUUAGACCAUUUCGAAGUUGACACAUAGAUAAAAAUCUCUUGCCUCAUAAACAAUCGAUUCGUACUUCUCUCUUUCUUUUUUGCAUUUACUUUUAGGCCAAUUGCACUCGAUACACAAGGAAAUAAAGUUAUUUAGCUGUUCGAGAUACUACUGUUUGACAUUUCAUAUAUUCCCAAAGUAUCCCUAUCACAUAGACAUCAAAUUAAUAGCAUAUAGAAACCUUAGGCUUUCUAGCAUAAUAAUGAUGGUAUAGGGUAGUAAAUCACGUAGUAGAUUUCUUCACGACUGCAAAAAAUCUUCAUGUUCUAUUAUUUUUUCAGGCCUGCAAAAAAGCCUUCUCUUCCAUUAUUAGCCAAAAACUUUUCACAAACUCUUCUUUUGUUUGUAACGGUGGCAGAGUAUACGAAGGUGAACUUCUUGCCGCUGUUGGUGGAGUGACAACUGUACCGAUGGUGUCGGCACGGCUUGUAGAUUUUCCCGACUCACCGGAAGAUCGAAACAUGGGUCCAAUUCCGGAUAUGAUGUUUGCCGCUGGCGAGGAACCAGUAGGGGUUCGUGUUCUUACGUAUCACUCAUCAAGUGCCCUAAAGAGGAUUUUUAAUGCGUUAGACGAGGAGGAAGUUGAUAUUAUUAGGAGAUCUUCUUUUGGGAAAUUGAUAGAUAUAGCAGAUAAGCCGGUUUUUUCGGGUCGAUUUGCUAGGUAUUUGUUAUCAAGACAGCUGAAAACGAAGAAGAAGCACGAAAUCUGGUUCCGAUUUGCUGGCAAACCGGUUAGAUUUUCUCUUACAGAGUUUGCUAAUGUCACGGGACUACCUUGCGGUAAAUAUCCUCGGAAGUCGAAGAUGAAGCUUAAGAAGACAAUAUCAGAGAAACCGUAUUGGCCAUCUUUAUUUGGGAAAGUUGAGGUUGUGACAGUUUCUUCAGUCAUUAAAAUGCUUUACCGUAAAACUGUGAAGGACAAGGAAAUCCGGAUAAAAUACGCUUGUUUGGCGCUUCUGGAAUCUGUUCUGCUUCCAACAAGCCUUAAGAUGAAGAUAGCGAGAGAGCAUCUUGAAGCCAUUGAAGAUCUUGAAGAAUUUUUUUCUUAUCCAUGGGGGAGACUUGCUUUUGAAAUGCUAAUGGGUAGUAUUAAAGAGCGAGAUGAGGUAGCUUUGUCUCAAAACACGAUAGCGGUAAAAGGAUUUGCGCUCACCCUCCAGCUUGUAUUGGUAGAAGCAGUUCCUUCAUUGACCGAGGUUGUGGAAGAGAUAUGUUCAUCAUCGGAAUCAGAUAGUGAUGAAAUAGAUGGAAAUGGCCGUGAUAUAUUUACUAAGAAAAAAACUCUUAACCCCGCACACGCGCGAAAUGUGGACAAGCGAUGCAUUGUAAGUGAUAUGUUCUGCUUUUUUUAUGUUUGGGUUAUAAUGGGUGUGUAGACAUAGUUAUGUUGGAAUCUAAAUAUCUUUUCCAAGCAUGAUACUAUAUUUACGUUAACACUUACAAGCUAAUUUACAAGAUGUCUAUUAUAUCAAUAUUUAUAUGUGUAGGCCCAUGUUAAUUCGCUUAUAAAUGAGGAUAGCAGUCGGUCAAUUGACGAAGCCAAUUUAGGAUGGUCUGACGAAGAGGAUGAUUCGAAAGUUGACAACCUUGUAGCGCGCAUCAACGCAAAUCAUCAGUUUACAUCUUCUUUAUUUCGAGGUGGGCUUAGGCAUACGGAUGUGGAGCGAAUGCGAGAGUCAUGUAAAUCGACAUCAAAGUUGUUUUGCAAGUCAAGGAGAUGUUACUUAAGUUCAAAGAUGAGAUGAUACUAUCAGUUACUGAAAAGGUCCGUGCAAUGAUUAAGGAAGAGGGGUCUGUUCAUCGUCGCGCUUCUCACAUGACAACGGCACCUCCGAUAGAAGUACCCAGUCCAGCUACGGUUAUAGCUGGUGUAGAUGAUGCCAAUGCAAUUACUAUUAAUAAUGUGCUUCGAAACUUAAGCGAGUACUCUACACCGCCUCGAUCAAAUCGUGUGAGCCAGGUUAUAAUUUCGUUUAUUGUCUUCUGCGCUAGAUAGUAAUUUUUGUACUACAUUUUUAUGAAUUAAUUUGUGUUGUAACAUUAUAUUUUGUUAUUAGGACGAGAAUAAAACCCCAUCAAAGAAAGACCCUAUUGCUCCCGGAUUUGUUUGUGGUAGUCUGGAAACAGAGACAUGUGCACAAUCAGCCAAUAGCUAGAAUCGUGGACGCCAGAAUGCGUUUCAAGCAAGUUUGGUAAUAUUGUUAUUGUUUACAUUAAACAAAUAUCUAAAUUCUUCCACUAUUGACUGUUACUUCAUUAUUGGAAGAAAUUACACAACUUUGUCUUAUUGUUGGUAAAGGAGCGUAAUCAGAGGCAACGAGAAAACCCGACUGGUGAACCCUCGUUCUCCCUUGGUUUAACUCAGGAAGAGCAGAAUCCGGGGGAAGAACAUAUUUUCGUGGCAGACGUUCCUGAACGGGAUUGUAUUUCUCUCAGUAAAGUUGAUGACAACAUUGAAGAAGGUCAAGUAUCACGGAAAAGUAAGAGACAGAAAGCAGUUCCUUCGAAUCUUGUUGACGAUUAUCAUUGUGGUCAUCACAUUACAUCGCGAGUUCGAGAAGCACAGAAGCACAUAUUUGUAAUUGAUGAUCAAUCUGACAUUACAAGGAAGUAUGCCCAGCUGUCUGUUAAAUUGAGGGAUAAGUUGUAAGUUUUGGACAUUAUAUCAACUUUCACUUAAUACCUCUAUCGCUUACUUAAUUGUAUGUUUCCUUAAUUAUUAUAAUUUCUGUUCCAGCGUUAUUAAUGUUGCUGGAGUUGCCGUUUAUGCAAAUGACAUUCAACUUAUUCUUCAGAGGCCACGUCUUAUGUCGGCAAAGGUUUGUCGUGAAUGUCAAUUUCAUCCUCAACUGGUAACAAUAAUGGUUGUUUUGUCUGAAACAUUGGAUACAUAUUUUGCCAGGGUAUGGAUAUUCUUAUCCGAGUUGCACGUGUUGCGGUCUGUCCUCACCUCCCUCCAGAAGGUCCCCGUAGUGCUGCCUUUCUUGAUACGAAAUUUGUGAGUUCGAUAAACAGGACGUUUCCGAAGUUUCUUAAGAGUCGAAAUAAAGAGGCAUAUAUGUUUCCGAAAGGGUUGAAGGAUAUUUUUCCUUCUAAAGAUGAUCCCAAGGUUCACCCAAUAAGGUACUAGUUUCCAUUCAAUAUUGGGACGAAACAUUGGGUUGGGAUUUGUUUUGAUGCUCGUACUGGGGUUCUUACUGUUCUGGAUUGCAAUGCGACACUGCACAAGGAUAGUUCCAUCGAGAAGUAUAUCAAGUCCAUUUUGCAAAUGUUACCAUAUCUUGCUAGAUAUGUUGGUGAAAUCGUUGGAACGGAACCCGUUAUUCAGUGUUAUGAUGUUGCAAGGCCUAAAUCUGUUGCACAGAAUAAAAAUCCAGCUGAUUCGGGAUUAAUGGCAAUGCUGUUAAUGGCCACACAUGCAAUCUAUGGCCUUGAAGCGUGUAAAAGUCUAACUCAUGAAAUGGUCGAAGAAGAAGGAAGGAGGGCUGCCAUUUUGGCUUAUGAGUUUAAGGAGAAGCUGUAGAGGAGGCCCAUGGUUGAUGUUUAGCUUACUAUAAGUUGAUGCACUCUUUAAUUGUCUGUAAGGUGCGAGAUUUAUAAUUCUCGUUUAUAUGUAACGCUGCUUUUAUUUGUUCGUUGUGGUGUCGUCUGAAUGUUGGUUAAGUUUGAAUGUUCAAGGACAUUAGUAAGUCUAUCUUAUUUGUGUGUUCUUCCAUCUUCAUUAACCUAAAUCCAGUAUAUUUUGUAAUAUUAUUGACUCUCUCUCCUCUACCAUGCCUUACUAUUCCAAAUCUGGUAAUGUUCCCACAUAAAUUGUAAUGUUAUAAACAACUUCGUUUAAUUAAUAAUGUAUGGUCCAAAGCCGGUAAUGUAUUGAUGGUGUUUUUAUGUGAUUUAAAAUCUAUGAUAUAUAUUCUAUUGCCUAUUAUAUGUAAACGAAGACAUAUCGGUACCACUAUAAGACAGAAAUAUAAAACUCCAUGUGCCGGUCUCAUCAAGUCAGGCACGCACAUUG
Molecule: messenger RNA, 6030 nt
Organism: Brassica rapa (field mustard)
Lineage: Eukaryota; Viridiplantae; Streptophyta; Magnoliopsida; Brassicales; Brassicaceae
Source: RefSeq, a predicted model, not a curated record